GUGGACAUGUAAUGAAAUUUGCACUAAUUUAUUCUUCUCAUGAUAGUUUUAGUUCACAAUGUUUACGGUGAUUUGUGGUAUUUUUAUACAGCUAUUUUUUACAGCAGCUGCGCCUGAUACAACUAACAGUUUUACCACGCCUCCGGCUGUGGCCAACACUGGACUUCGGUUUUCUUUUGAAAGCUGUCCCGGCAUCGAGAACACAUUUAUCAGGUUCUCAAAUGUAAAACUGACGCCUGACCCAGUCUUCUAUCCUGGAAACGUUACACUAUCCUAUGAUGUUUUGAUCCUUCGACCGUUUGACAAUGACAACUUCAAACUUGAAAUAACAGUGCAUAAAAAUUUGUUAUUUGGAUAUGUGAUCGUGCCUUGCUUUCACCAGAUUGCGUCUCAAAAUUCAUGUACAUACCCUGCAUGUGAUAUAACAGAUCUAAGGCUAAUUGUUCCUUUUGUCGACGCAUAUAAAACACCUAGACCUCCAGCUGCCUGUCCGUUGCCGAGAGGAGAAUACCAUUUCCCUCCGACAACUUUUAAACUUCCGAACCUUACAAAAGCGUCAUUGAUACUAUGGCAGGGAGACUACAAAGUAAAUGCUGCAUUAAAAGACAAAAGGACAGGAGAGACCGCCGGAUGCUUCAAUAUCAAACUGUCUACUGUAGCUGGGUAUUCCUAUCCUUCUAGUUUAAUCGGUUGAUUUUAUAUGUUAACUUCAAGAAUAAAAGAUAGUGAGGUUUUC
Molecule: messenger RNA, 736 nt
Organism: Mercenaria mercenaria
Lineage: Eukaryota; Metazoa; Mollusca; Bivalvia; Venerida; Veneridae
Product: ganglioside GM2 activator-like
Exons: 4
Coding region: 59-694 (211 amino acids)
Biological process (GO): lipid transport; ganglioside catabolic process
Cellular component (GO): cytoplasmic side of plasma membrane
Molecular function (GO): lipid carrier activity; enzyme activator activity
Source: RefSeq, a predicted model, not a curated record